Messenger RNA from Neomonachus schauinslandi (Hawaiian monk seal), 547 nucleotides. RefSeq names its product microsomal glutathione S-transferase 2 (gene MGST2). The record is from RefSeq and is a predicted model, not a curated record. NCBI's taxonomy places the organism in Eukaryota, Metazoa, Chordata, Mammalia, Carnivora, Phocidae. Gene Ontology annotation, molecular function: enzyme activator activity; glutathione transferase activity; glutathione peroxidase activity. The transcript has 5 exons. Bases 21 to 461 code for a protein of 146 amino acids. Gene Ontology annotation, biological process: leukotriene biosynthetic process. Gene Ontology annotation, cellular component: membrane; nuclear envelope; endoplasmic reticulum.
CAGAACGUUCCAUGUGAAAGAUGGCUGGGCAUUCAAUCUUGCUGGCUGCUGUCUCAGUCCUGUCGGCCUGUCAACAAAGUUAUUUUGCUUUGCAUGUAGGAAAGGCAAGAUUAAAAUACAAAGUCACACCCCCAGCAGUCUCUGGGUCACCAGAGUUUGAAAGGAUAUUUCGUGCACAACAAAACUGUGUGGAGUUUUACCCCAUCUUUCUGAUUACAUUGUGGAUGGCUGGAUGGUAUUUCAAUCAAGUUUUUGCUACUUGUCUGGGUCUGGUCUACAUUUAUGCCCGUCACCAGUAUUUCUGGGGCUAUUCAGAAGCAGCUAAAAAAAGGAUCACCGGUUUCCGACUGAGUCUGGGGACUCUGGCUUUGCUGACGGUCCUAGGCGCCCUGGGGAUUGCAAACAGCUUUCUGGAUGAAUACCUGGACCUCAAUGUUGCCAAGAAACUGAGACACUUCUGACGUUACCCCCUCCCUUUGCCCAAAUGCUUGCAGAAGCUAUUUCCACCCUGAAGGUCAUGUGGGGUCAAUUGAUCAAUUCUUAAAAA